GGCCAAAUAAAUCUCAGUCGAGGAAGAUCAUGACUGUUAGAGAUUCGAUGCCUAGCCUUCCUCACAGAAGGAAGCAUCAUAAGAUUUUCAGUAAAAGUCGUGAGAAGCAUAAACCAAAGAAGAUUCCAAAGCAUUUAGUGGAUAAGAUGGACAAGAUGUCUAAGAAGAUGAAGAAUAUUGGAUACCGUCCUCCUCAAAAAGGCAAGUUUAAAGACUAUCCAAUCUCUCUAAGUCGGAAGAUCAAGCCUUUAAGACCUGGAGCCAGCCCAUCACUCAGAGUAAAUUACCUUGACAGCAUGAAAGCAAUAUUUGCCAGAAAAAGAGACAAUGAACAUUACCGAGUUGAAAGAUCAUGUUAAGAAGCAUGUUGGCAAAAUAGACACAGAAAUAUUGAAGGGGAAAGAUCCUGAAUUGUAUAACUCAAUCAAGGGUUCUAUUUCAUCAAAUGGUCUAAUUUUCCCUCAUAAAACCCUAGAGCUACCAGUAAAAAUCCUAAAGAAGCUACAUGAUAGAGGUUAUAUCAAUCAUUCUUCCUGCUUUCCUAAAGAGUUAGAGCUAGCUAAGAAUACUCUUGAAGGGCUUGAGUUGCUAUCAAAGAAUCAGCUAUCAGCUAAAACACUUCCAUCAUCUUCAUUUAUCCCUUCAUUAAGCGUUGAGGUACCAGUAGAAGUAUUGAAGGACGGUUCUUUAAUCAGUCAAGUUCCUUUUUCUAAGGUCUCUCCAGAUGGAUUGGUCAAGCUAGGAGACCUACCGCCAAAAGCAGUCCUUGAAUUGGCAAAGAACCAAAAUAUAGAUUUAUCCGGGAAGUACCAAAAGCUGCUCAAAGGUGUCAUUAAAGCAGGGAAAGAUCUGAUUGACUCAAAUAAAGAUCAAAGAGGUCGAAGCAUCAAGGAUAUGAUAAGUACGCCUUCAGAAGGUGUUCUUAAAGCGGGAUUACAAAAGCACAUAUCGAAUAAGCUAUCUAAGAUUCAAAAGAUUCCAUUUAGAGAUUUCCAACUUCCUGAAGGCAAUAAUGAAACUCUUCAAAAAGAGGCUAACAACUAUGAAGUCAAGAGUAGUGCUAUCAUCGAUGCUCUAAAGAGCCUAAACCAGAAGAGCUCUGUUUCUAAAGAAGACUUGGAGAACCUCUCUGUGAUCCAAGAGCAAUUGAAAUCUCUUGAGGACAAAAAUGGCAAUGUUAAAGUUAGCAGACUUCCUUACUUCCUCCAGAAGAGAAUCGGGAUCCCUAUUAAGAGUAAUCAACUAGGAGAAGAUGACAAAGGACUCAUUUUCAGUAAACAAGAUGUGCUUGAUAAUACUGAUAAGAUAGCAAGACAACAACUUGAUCAGAUCAACCCAUACUCAGAUGAAAUCGAAGUUGAUGACCUUAAUCCUGAGAUUCUUAAUGACUUUGCGAAAACAGGCUUAUUAGAAUACCAAAGAGCACAAAAAGGAUAUCAAUCAUGAGAAAAGACAAUGCAGCAGUUCCCAGACCAUCUAGACACUAUUGACAAGGUCAUCGAGGCUUGAAGAGAUAAAGUAGACUCUAAGAUAAUCAAGCCAGUGCUUAAUAAUAAAGACCAGUAUACGAACUUGGGAGAACUCCCUUUUGAAAUGGUAGAGUCCCUUGAAAAGGAAGGCCAAUUGAGCAUUCCCCAGAACUUUGAUGACAAUGUCCUGCUCUUGAAUGAAUCUUCUCCUAAAAAUAAGAAACGACAGGAUGUGAGAGUGAGAAGCAACAGAAAUCGUUCGAAGAACUUACUCUCACCUCCGAAGCAUUCAAGUAAUUAUAUUCCUUUACAAAACUUGAUGAAAUCAAGUCCAUUCAUGACAGAGAAACUGAAAUCUGAAGCUUUAUCCAAGAGAGCUGAUCCUUCAAAGGUUCAGUUAUCUGAUCUUCCAUCUGAAAUCCUAUCUGAUCUUGGAAAGAGAGGAGUCAUCCCCUCUUCUGUCAUUCCUACUGACUCCAAAGUUGACGAGAAACUUCGAGAGAGUAUCAAGAAGACUUGUCUUUACAAGCCAAUCCAGGAUCUUAAUAAGAGUUUUGAAAUUAUUGAUACUAAAAACCAGCCAAUUGCUACAAUCAAAGAUCUGAAUAAAUAUCUGAGUACUAAAAAUGUGCCUAAGCAUGCUUUGCCUGUGCUCCCUGAGAGAUUGCAGAAGGAAUGUGAUAAACUAAAAUCUGAUGAAGUUCCACUAAAUAUGCUCCCUCUUUCAGUAGUCUAUGACAUGUGCAAGCAUAAUGAUGUCAAUAUCGACAAAGAAGCUAUUGAAACUAUGAACAAUCUCACUUCUGAUAUUGUGAAGCCAAGAAGGAGAGCAGCUCCUGAUUACAAAUCUCUCAUGAAAACAAUCAAACAGCAACAGAAAUCCAGAAGCAAGCAGAUUGCACUCAGCCCUAAUUCUCGAAGAAGGAUGGUUACUGAUAGAAGUUUGCUGCAUGCUCCGCAGAAUUUCAAGAAUAGCCUUGGCAAUUCGAGAUUCUUGUUGCCUUCUGAUACUGCAAGUCUGAACCUUUCAAAAAGGUUUGCAAAGCCAAGCCAAAUGAUGCAUAGUUCGAGCCAAGGAGUUUUAAACAGAAGAUCGGGGAUUAAUUCUCCAUCUAGAAUCCUUCAGAGUCCUCAGGACGAUCACUUCUCUUCGACUAAUGCCGAAUCGAAGUAUAGAUUCUACCCAGCUAGAAUUGAUGUAUCAAGCAUCCUCUAUGCUGAUAAUGCAAAUAUUGAGGCUCGAAUUGAAAAGACUGGCAACCCAGAGGCAACAAGGAUCUCUGCCAUGAAUCCUAAUUCCUUCUUCCGUGAUCAAAGUUCUAUAGGUGGGCACCAAUUCUUGAGUCGGUAUCAAUCUUCAAGGAGCAAGCUGUUCUCUCCAGAUAGGCCAAGUACGCACAGAUAA
This is a messenger RNA of Moneuplotes crassus, 2874 nucleotides long. The record is from the annotation of a GenBank genome assembly. NCBI's taxonomy places the organism in Eukaryota, Ciliophora, Spirotrichea, Euplotida, Euplotidae.